Fundulus heteroclitus (mummichog) is the source of this 1391-nucleotide messenger RNA. RefSeq names its product N-acetylaspartate synthetase. Bases 747 to 1226 code for a protein of 159 amino acids. The transcript has a single exon. The record is from RefSeq and is a predicted model, not a curated record. Gene Ontology annotation, cellular component: mitochondrial membrane. Gene Ontology annotation, molecular function: L-aspartate N-acetyltransferase activity. Lineage: Eukaryota; Metazoa; Chordata; Actinopteri; Cyprinodontiformes; Fundulidae.
UUAUGUGAUGGACCAACACAAAGUUGGUACAACUAAAAUCUGAAAAGUGGAACUCACAUUUAUAUGUAGUAGAAACCUUUUAGAAACACUGUUUUUUUUUUUACAAUUGAAACUACACCUGUCAGUCUUCUGAGUUUCACCUCUACCACCUUUGCCCAUUGAGAGAUUGAACAUUUUUCUUAUUCUUUUUUACAAAAUAGUUUAAAGUCAUACAGAUUUAUGCCAGACAUUCUCGGUUGGAUUUAGUUCUGUACAUUGAUGGAGCCAUUCUGACACAUGAAUAUGCUGUAAAAUAAACCAGGUCAUAUAUCUCUGGCUGAACGUUUAGGGUUGUUGUCCUGUUAGAAACUAAACCUACACUCCAGUCUCAAGUCUCUUGCUUCCUCUAACUAGCUUUCAUCAACUAUGACCUGUAUUUAUCUACAUCCAAUGUCCCAUCAAUGCCAACUAGUUUUUCUGUCCCUCCUAAAAUAAAGCAUCCCCACAAUAUGACACUUCCAACACCAUAUUUCACUGUGGAUGGUGUACAUGAUGAUGUGCUGAAUUAGUUUUUGAUAAAAAGCCAAGAGGUACAGACCACCAUCUUCCACAUGUUUUCUACAUCCCUCAUUUGGGAGUUUGAAUAGAAAUAGUAUAUAAUUUAUUUAUAAAAAAAAAUUGAAAGUCAUGUUUCUUUUAACGCCAACUUCACAAUGACAAAAUGGUAAAAAGUUAUUGGCAGGACACUAUGGAGCCUAAAGGACACUAUGGAGUGUCAAUUUCUCAGAACAAACAUUAACCAGUUAUUAAGCUGUUGUAUAAUUUGCCUUUGUGGUCUUUCUUGCUCCUCCUCCUCAGGCUCCUGUCUUUGGGUAGCAGAGUUGGAAGGUAAUGUUGUGGGCGCUGUUGCAGCAGUUCGCCUUUCAGACGAUGUUGUCGAGCUGCUGAGGAUGUGUGUUGACCGGAGCUACCGGCGGUGCGGAGUCGGUGUUGUGCUGGGACAGAAAGUGCUGCAGUUUGCCGAGGCUCACAGAUACGCCUCCGUCGUCCUGGGGACCACAGCCUACACCCCCGCGGCACAUCAGCUCUACAAACGUCUGGGUUUCCACUGCGUCGGAGUCACCAACGGCUACGUCACACCUGGUUCGUCGCGGUCCUUCCUGGAACAGAUUUUCUACAGGGUCAAGCAUCAUCACUACCGCCGCAAUGUGCUGCACAGCAAAAUCACUUCAAAAGGACAACACUGACCUCUGCACAAAAACACAUAUAAAGACUAAUCUAAAAUAACAUUCUGCGUGGUCUUUUCCGUCUAUUUGAAAGGAUGCCUCUUUAGAAAGAGUGUUUGAUGAAUGUCCUCUGCUGCAGAGGAGGUUUUGUGCAGUUGUGGAGCAAUUGAACCACUUUGAAACGAG